AUGGUGCGGUCGUAUGAGCGCCAUGAGCCGACGGCGGCCUACGCCCUCGUAUGCUCGAAUGCAGCCAAUGCUCUGCUCGAUGAGGACGGAAAAACAGCCUUUCUUCCAGCGCUCGAGGAUGUACUUGUUUGGGACAUGAAGCGCGGCGAGCAGUGCGGCAUGUGGCAUCAGAUCGGCUAUCGCGAAGGCGUCACGGCCAUCGCGCGUACGCCAUCUCGAGCAGGAGCACGCUUUGCUGUCGGAUAUGCGGAUGGAUCAAUUCGCCUGUGGGAUCCAGCCACUAGCUCCGUACUGCUCACGUUCCACGGUCACCAGCGGGCCAUUACGCAGCUGGCGUUUGACGCGCAGGGCAUGCUGCUCGUCAGUGGCAGCCAAGAUAACUGCAUUAUUGUGUGGGAUACAGUGGCCGAGUCUGGCCUGUACAAGCUCAAGGGUCACAGUGAUAUGAUCACGGGCUUAGUUUUCAUUCCUUACUCUGACGAUCAUGCUCACUAUCUGGCCUCUACUGCGAAGGAUGGCCUUUUAAAACUCUGGGAUCUAAAGAUCCAGCACUGUGUGGAGACGGCUGUGUCGGGUGACGAUCAGCUAUGGAGCCUGGCCGCCCGUUCCGAUAUGAACGACGAUCCGCUGUUGGUAACGGGCGGCUCGCAAGGCCAUGUGCGUCUGUGGACCGCCGAUACGGAGGUGCUACGCGGCGGCCUCCAUAACAAAGAACCAUCGGCGCCUUUCCUCGUCUCGCAUGGAAUGCUUGAGCUGCCCUCGAGCCACCGUGUGGCCCAGCUGGCUUGGUAUGGUUCCUUUGUCGCGGCAGCAGCCGGGGACCGCGCCGUGCAUGUCUACCGCCUUCGCACAGCGGAAGAAGCCCACAAGAAGCAGCAGCGCCGCCUGAAGCGUGCGCGUGAAAAGGGUGUCGAGGCGGCCGCGGAGACGGAGCUUAUAUCAUGGCUCAUGCGCCUCGAGCCGUACGUGGUGGUGCGUCCCACAAUUGGACGCGUACGCAGCUUUGCGUUUCCGCAGGGUGAGGCAUUUCGUACCGACGCGCCUGUGCCGCUGCUGUGCGCUCUAACGGCCAAUUCGGCGGAAGUCCACACGAUUCCGCCGCCGCCACGCAGCAAGUCGGAAAAGCAGGGUGCCCUGGAGGCACAGGUUUCGCAUGUGCUGGAGCUUCCGGGACACCGCAGUGAUGUGCGGGCGGUGGCCCUGUCGGGAGACGAUGCGCUUCUGGCGUCCGUGUGUGGUAGCGGGCAGCUCAAGAUAUGGAAUGUGCGAACGGGCCGUUGUGUGCGGACGUUGCCUGUCUCUGCUUUUGCGCUGUGUGUGACGUGGCUACCGGGUGACCGCUAUGUGUUGGUGGGCUGCAAGGACGGUACGCUUCACAGCUUUGAUAUUCCGGCCGGCCUGGCACUGGAGACGCUCGAGGCGCAUGCGGGUCCGGUCUGGAGCGUGGAUAUCCACCCGAAUGGGCUCAGCGCUGUGACGGGCAGUGCAGACAAGGAAGUCAAGUUUUGGGACUUUGAGAUGGUCCAGAGCGAAUCCGAGUCGCAGCUCUCGCUGGUGCAUGUGCGCACACUGAAGCUGACCGACGAUGUCCUUUGCACGCGAUUUUCGCCUGACGGUCGUAUGCUUGCCGUGUCGCUCUUGGACAACACGGUGAAGAUUUUCUACGCCGACUCGCUCAAGUUCUUCCUGAGUCUGUACGGGCACAAGCUACCUGUAUUGUCGCUUGACAUUUCGGGCGACUCGAAGCUGUGUGUGACGUGCAGUGCUGAUAAAAAUGUUAAGAUCUGGGGUCUGGACUUCGGCGACUGUCACCGCAGUCUCUUCGCUCAUGACGACUCGAUUAUGCAGGUGGCCUUUGAGCAUGGACUCCAGGGAGGCGGUUUGAUGGGCGGCAAGGAGGGUGCCUCGCACCGGUUCUGGACCGUCGGCAAGGAUGCCAAGGUCAAGUACUGGGAUGGUGACCGCUUUGUGCAUGUGCAGACAAUGGAGGGACACCAUGGUGAAGUGUGGGCGCUUGCUACCGGGCACCACGGGCGCCUGGUCGUGACGGCAGGCUCGGAUCGGAGCAUCCGCGUUUGGGAGAAAACGGACGAGCCACUGUUUCUUGAAGAGGAGCGCGAAAAAGAGCUCGAGAAGAUGUACGAGAGUGCUGCCCCCACACAGGCAGAGGUGUAUGAUACCCAGGCAGAAGCAGAGGCCGUGUCUAAGCCCACGACAGAGUCGCUCAUGGUUGGUGAGCGAGUGAUGGAAGCGCUCGAGACCGCAGACGCCGACUUGGAGCAGCGCGCACAAGCCCAGCGUACCGGCCAGGACCCCAACAGCAUACCCAUACACCCACUCAUCCAGGCGGCCUUUGGUGAGAUGGAUGAGCCCGAUACGCACAAGUAUGUGCUGCGGGUCCUGGAGAAGAUCCCACCCACUCAUUUGGAGGACGCGUUACUCGUGCUGCCGUUCGACCGCGUCGUGAGUCUCUUCCGCUAUAUCGAUGUGUGGGUGACCAAAGAGUGGAAUGUGUCGCUGGCCGCUCGUAUCCUAUUUUUCCUGAUGCGCACACACCACACGCAGAUUGUGGCCAACCGCGUGAUGCGAACCACGCUGGUGCAUUUGCGCUCCCAUGUCAAGGACGUACUGGGCAAGCAAAAAACACAGAUCGGCUUCAACUUGGCGGCUCUGCGGUACUUACAGCAGCAGCACAUUGCGCGCCGCACAACCGAGCUGUUUGAUAAGCCAGAAGUGAGCCUCGAUGAGCUCGACGAAGCUUCUGUGCGCCAGCGCAUUGAGGAGCAGGCCAAGCGCAAGCGCAAGUUGGUAGUGCGGUAA
Malassezia sympodialis ATCC 42132 is the source of this 2820-nucleotide messenger RNA. RefSeq names its product snoRNA-binding rRNA-processing protein DIP2 (gene DIP2). NCBI's taxonomy places the organism in Eukaryota, Fungi, Basidiomycota, Malasseziomycetes, Malasseziales, Malasseziaceae. Gene Ontology annotation, molecular function: protein binding; snoRNA binding. Gene Ontology annotation, biological process: maturation of SSU-rRNA. Gene Ontology annotation, cellular component: small-subunit processome; Pwp2p-containing subcomplex of 90S preribosome. The record is from RefSeq and is a predicted model, not a curated record.